AUGAAGGUGGUCACUUACAAGGCACUGGUUGCCCUCCUCUCGCUCGCCUUGAUGGCUGAGUCUUCCCCAGUUGCAUCUCCCUUUGUAGUCAAGGAAUCUGUACCUCUUCCCUCGACUUGGGUGCGUCGUUCCACUGCCGACUCCGAGACCGUUGUCCCUCUGCGCUUCGCUCUUCGUCAGUCCGCCGUCUCUGGCUUGCAGGCUAAGCUCCACGAGACUUCCAACCCUGACUCUGCUCUCUACGGCCGACACCUUUCCGCCGAGCAAGUCUCGUCUUACCUCCAGCCUGAAAAGCGCACCGUUGAGGAGGUCGAGCUCUGGCUUCGUGAUGCUGGUGUAGAGGUCGACGAGAACCUCGCCAAGCGCUCCUUCUCGGGAGACACCUUCACCGUCCACGUCCCCGUCUGGAAGGCUCGCCAGCUUCUCAACGCCGACCUUGGUGUUUACGAGCACAAGCGAUCUGGUACUCUCGCUGUCCGCGCCGAGACUUACUCUGUCCCUCGCAGCGUCUCUGAGCAUCUUGACUACGUCGGACCUCUCACCUUGUUCACAGACCCUAAGCCUCAUGCCUCGGGCAUUGCCGGCGUUCAGAUCGAAGAGCUCCCUGACGUCGCCACCAACCUCGUUUCCAACCUUCAGAAAGCUGCCGGCGACAGCACCCCUGCCGCCUGCAACCCUGGUCGCGUCACCUCCCUUUGCCUCCGCACCUUCUACAAGACGGUCAACUACGUUCCUAAGGCGGCCAACAAGUUCAAGGUGGGCAUCAGUGGUUUCCUUGGCGAGUAUGCAAACUUUGCCGACUUUUCCGGAUACCUCGGCGAGCAGCGUUCUGAUGCCGCCGCGGCAGGUUACAACUUCACCGUUCAGUCGAUCAACAACGGCUUGAACGAUCAGAGCGAUCCUGGAUCCGAGGCUAACCUGGAUGUUGAAACUGUUGGUGGAUUCAUCUUCCCCAUCCCUUUCACCUACUACACUACCACUGGUUCGCCUCCCUUCACACCUGACGCUGCCACCGUUAACAACACCAACGAGCCUUACGAGCUUCAGAUGAACUACCUCCUCUCGCUCGGGGACCAAGACCUCCCCAAGGUCCUUUCCACUUCGUACGGUGAUGACGAGCAGACGGUCCCUCGCGCUUAUGCCGAGAGGGUUUGCAACUACAUCAUGGCUCUUGGUGCUCGUGGUGUUUCGACCAUCUACUCUUCUGGUGAUUCGGGCAUUGGACAUGAUGGAAAGUGCAUUAGCAACGGAGCUGUCAACAAGAACGGUACUCGUCAGUUCCUCCCCGCUUUCCCCGCUUCUUGCCCUUACGCUACUGCGGUGGGAGCUACUCAGAACUUCAGCCCUGAAAUCGCUGUAAACGGCGACCUUCGCGGCUUCUACUCUGGUGCUGGUUUCUCCGACUACUUCAAGCGCCCCUCCUACCAAGACAAAGUCGUCAAAGACUACAUCAAGUCGCUCAACCAAGAAUACAAGGGUCUCUACAACAACCAAGGUCGUGGAUACCCCGACGUUGCAGCCCAGGGUUCCCGCUACGUCAUCAAGGUCGGUGGUAAGAACUAUCUUAUCUACGGCACUUCUGCUUCCGCUCCUACUUUCGCCUCGGUUCUUGCGCUGUUGAACGACAACAGGAUCAGUCAAGGAAAGAGCAGCUUGGGCUUCAUCAACCCUCUCAUCUACAGCAAGUGGUUGGGUACUCCUGCGUUGAAGGAUAUCACUGAGGGCAGCAGUAACGGUUGCAACACUACUGGUUUCCCUGCUAAGCAAGGUUGGGAUGCAGUCACGGGUGCAGGUACUCCUAACUUUGAGGAGAUGUUGAAGCGUCUUCCCUAG
Molecule: messenger RNA, 1833 nt
Organism: Ustilago hordei
Lineage: Eukaryota; Fungi; Basidiomycota; Ustilaginomycetes; Ustilaginales; Ustilaginaceae
Exons: 1
Coding region: 1-1833 (610 amino acids)
Biological process (GO): proteolysis
Molecular function (GO): tripeptidyl-peptidase activity; serine-type endopeptidase activity
Source: RefSeq, a predicted model, not a curated record